Messenger RNA from Adineta ricciae, 1104 nucleotides. The record is from the annotation of a GenBank genome assembly. NCBI's taxonomy places the organism in Eukaryota, Metazoa, Rotifera, Eurotatoria, Adinetida, Adinetidae.
AUGCAAAUUGCGCCAAUGGCUGUUCGAAUUGGGCGAGUUUCAAAUGCUUCUCUCAAUGUACAAAAUAGUUCAUAUUUGUUAUAUACACAAUUGAAUAUCAAUCAAUGUAUAUGCACUGCAAUCUUAUUAUACAAUUCUACAUUACUUGCUUUAAAUUAUUUUUCCUCGAAUCAAUCUUGUCAAGUUAUUCUUCUGCCGAUUUCUUCGUAUGGGAUAGUGUCUUCUGCAAAUUCAACAUUAAUCAUAUUUCAAACAUUACCGAAUCGAUGUUGUUCUGAUUUAUCAUUCGUUUUAAAAAGUAUCCAACUUGCCCAACAACCAGCAUCAAUAUCGAUCACCCAGCCAGUAUUUCUUUCGAUUAGCCCAGCAAAUAAUCUCUUGUCUGUUAUGUCUUACUAUGGUUCACGAACGUUAUUCAAUCGUAGCAAUCUAAAUGUUAGUGUUGGCGUCACGUCAGUUGGUUCUCAAUGUGCCAUUGCAGCACAAAGCGAAAAUCUCUUCGUGUCAAGCUGUGAUACUCCACAUUCUAUUCGAAUCUAUAAUGAUACAAUAUAUGGUUCUCAAUUGUUAUAUGUUCUCAAUGCAACGUACAACGUUCGACAAGUAGUUUUUACUCGAAAUUACACAUGGCUAUUGGUCAUUAAUCAAUAUUUAAAAGUCGUUCAAUUCUAUGCAAUGGAUUUACAAACGAAUAUGUUCAUAUAUAAUUAUUCCAUUCCAAUUCCAUACGCGAUCUCCUGGUCUUUAACAAGGUAUAAUGAUACAUUGAUCUAUUUAUGUUUUUGGGAGUUUGGAAUACCUGUUUAUAUCCUUUCGUUGAACAAUUCAGUAUGGGCAGUUUCAAAUUUGCCACAAACAAAGCCCUCUAGUUCACAAGUAGUCGCCCAAGUAGCUUUCGAUUCCUGUAAUCGUCUCUGGACGGUUGUCUAUGGCUAUGGAAUCAAAAUUUACGAUCUCAUGGGACAAACUCUACUUGCCAGUUGGUCAUCAGUAUCAACUACACUUAGUACACUUUUAAUACUUGAUAACUACGAGAUAUUCUUGGGUGAUUAUGACAAUAAUUAUAUUUUACACUACACUCCUAACUUGCAGUGCACAUUGUAA